Molecule: messenger RNA, 4328 nt
Organism: Ictalurus furcatus (blue catfish)
Lineage: Eukaryota; Metazoa; Chordata; Actinopteri; Siluriformes; Ictaluridae
Gene: lmod1a
Product: leiomodin-1
Exons: 3
Coding region: 526-2718 (730 amino acids)
Biological process (GO): myofibril assembly; muscle contraction; pointed-end actin filament capping
Cellular component (GO): striated muscle thin filament; myofibril
Molecular function (GO): tropomyosin binding
Source: RefSeq, a predicted model, not a curated record
AGGUGUGUGCAAUCAGUUGUCUCCUGCCUCCUGCAAUUCAGGGAAUAUUUUUAUACCAUUUUCUUUUCUUAUGGAAGCAAACUAAGUCAUUUUUAGAAUAAUAAGUUUGGACAGCAUGUAUGCUUUGGGAGGUGCUGCCCGCCUUCUUGGCAGAGAUUGGUUUGGUUAAUACAGCUUGACUGCUUUACUGUACCCAGUUUAUAGGCGACAGUAAGGGAGACAUUGUUUUGUUUAGAACACCAGUCGUUACAAGUAUGUAAAUAAAUUUUAGCCCGGAGUGUUGCGUUAAACAUUGCUUAGCCCCGCUUUAAUAUGAUGUCAAGCUCUCUGUGCGCUUUGGAAUUUUGGACGCUCCGGAUUUCGGGAACGCGGCUGCGCGCGAGCUCGUGGUGCUAUUCUCGCGCAGUCAACUUGCAGUCUCCAGUCCUGUGCACUUCAGACAAGAUUAUGUUUCGCAGAGGUUUGGGUUCUCUGACUCGUUUUUAGAACACUUUGGACAGGUUGGUGUGAAGCAUCGUUUCCAUAAUGUCGAGGAGGAAAGUUCGUCUCGCGCGCUCUGAGCGCACAGUGAGCGAGGACUCGGAUAUAGACAGUCUGCUGGCGAGUCUCUCUCCCGAUGAGGUGGAGGAGCUGGAGAGAGAGCUGGUUGUCAUCGACCCGGAUCCCAGUGUACCGGUGGGGCUCAGGCAGAGAAACCAGACCGACAAACAGCCGACACGUGGCUACGACCGUGAAGCCAUGCUGGUCUACUGCGAGCGCGAGACCAAGAAACUCCUAGAGCGCGAGCUGUCCUUUGAGGGGGAGGUUAAAGGUGAAGGCCGUAGACGGGAUCGGCUAAGGAGAACAAGAAGCAAAGAACAGCGGAGCUUUUCUAGGUCACACAGCCGUGAAGCAUCUGACAAGGAUGAGGCCAAAGAUGAAAAAGCACAUGUCAAAGAGGAAAAAACUUUGUACAAAAAUUGCAAGGAUGGAGAAACGAAAAUCGAGAAUGAGGUCAAUGAGACCUCUGAGAUCAAGCCAGAAUGCAGAGAAACAGAGAGAGGGAAAGAAAUGUUAUCAGUGACGAAUCUAGAAGGAGAGGUCGAAAAUAAAAAAUAUAAACAAAGGGAGGCAUCUAAGAAAGAGCAAGGUAGCAGCAAGACAUCAGAGCUCAUCUCUAAACUACAAAAAAAGGAAGAUAAUAAAGAGAAGGAGAGAAAGGACAACAGUAAGAAUGGAGAAAACUUGAGAACAAAAGGGUUGAUAUCCAAGUUACAGGGCAACAAAGAGGUAGAAAACAGGGAGAAAGAAGAAAAAGGGAAGGAGGUAGAGAAAAAAAGAGAGAGUAAAACAAAAGGACUAGUCUCCAAACUGGAGGAGCAGAAGAGCCAAAAAGAUCAUGGCAGAGUGCCAGAAAGGAGAAGCAGACUGAGAAACCUGGAGGAUCCUGUGAUAGAGAAAAAGAAAGAAAAGGAAGAGGAAAAGUGCAUUGAGAAAAGUAAACUCUACCCUGAAAGAGAUAUAACUGGAACAGAGAAAAGAAAGGACAGACUGAAACGGUGGGGAAAAGUGGAUGAGAUAGAGAUGGAGCAAGAAAGACAGAAAGAGGAAGAGAAAAAGCCAGGGAGAGGUAAAGAUGAAGGGAAAGGUGUAGUGAAGAAUGCUAAAACUCACAAUAAUGUUACUGAGACCUGCAGUAGUGGAGAUGACCAGUCUGCCAAAACAGAAGAUGAGGAAGAUUAUAUGGACAGUGAUACUGGCUCCAGCAUGUUUGAUGACCUCUUGGAGCAAGUGCGCAGUGAUGAUCCUGAACUCACCGAGCUUAACGUCAACAAUUCUGAUGUUAUCAAGACAGAUACACUGAUCCAGUUUGCUGAAGGACUUCGCAGUAACACUCACAUUAAAACAUUUGCUCUUGCCAACACAAGAGCUGACGAUCAUGUUGCUUUUGCCAUUGCUGGGACUUUACGGAACAACACUACGUUAACAGGAAUCAACCUGGAUUCCAACCUUCUCACUGGCAAAGGCAUUCUGGCUAUCAUUGAUUCUUUGCAGCACAAUGCCACCCUUAAAGAGCUUCGCUUCCACAACCAGAGACACAUCUGUGGAGGGAAGACUGAGAUGGAAAUGGCUAAGGUACUACGGGAUAAUACUUCGUUACUCAAGUUGGGUUAUCACUUUGAGCUAGCUGGGCCAAGGAUGACCAUGACCAACAUCCUUAGUCGUAAUAUGGACCGUCAGCGUCAGAAACGACUGGAAGAACAACGUCUUGUCAAGCAGGAAGCUCAUGCAAGUUCAGCACCCCCUAGUGAAGAGAAAAAGAAGCUUAUACCUGAUAAGCCCAAACUUAAGCAAACUCCACAGUCUAACCCUGUUGAGAAAAAGGAAUCUAUCCUAGCAAAAGUUUCCAAAUUUAACAAUCCCUCUUCACCCCCCAAAGCCACUCCACACCCCAAGUCCACAGCUGCCCCCCAAUCCUCCAAAGCAACAGGUAAAAAAGGUGGGCUUACAACAGAGUCAAGCCCAGGACCUCCAGCUCCUCCUCCUCCUCCUGCCCCAGUGAUGGAUAUUCAGGCACUUCGGAGGUCGUUGACCUCAGUCUCUCAGCGCAAACAAGACAGCAGCAAUGUCUCAGAACGUGGAACACAAAAAAGUUCCAGAGAUCAGUUGCUGGACUCUAUCAGGAACUGCAAUAUGAACACGCUCAAAAAAGUUGAGGUUCCUAAGUGGCUGAAGUAGCAGAUGGCAGAAAAAUCAGAAGAGGAUCGAACCAGCUUUAGUGGAUGUCCAUGAUGACAAUGAUGGAUCUGGAGUCCAAAAGCAAAUACAGUACUAUUAGAGAACUUUGGUACAUUAGAGCGAUGCUCAUAAAGUAUUAUAUACUAAAAGUUGGAUCCUUAAAGCUAUAACAGAAUUGGACUUAAAAGAUUUUUUUCUAUUUAAUAGUUCAAUUGAGGAGGUCACAAUAAUGUUUUAAAACAUGAAGAUCUUAUAAUGAGCACACAUUCUUUGUAAAUCAUAUUUUAGUUUAAUGCCUAUAUAUUCUUGAUAUAAUUAAUUUUUUGGGCUUGAAAAUUGUUGAAAUGUGGAUGUUGACUACGAAAACAAAAUUUGUCUUAAAAGGGAAAAAGGCCAUUAACUACACAUUACAACUUUGUCUCGAAUCCAGAAUAACACUAAACUGUGCAAGUCUAUGAGCUGCAUUUUGAAAAAGUCUAAGCUUGGAUGAAGUCUAAGCUGAGUUUGUAGUUCAGCCCAUUUAUAUACAGUUACAUUAACUCCUUAGGCAGACAAUUUUAUCUAUAGCAAUUUAUCUGCAUAGAUUAAGGGUCUUUCCAAAGGGCCCAACAAUGUCUCUCAAGCGGUUUUGUUCCAAAUGUCAUGAAGAAAAAAUAAUAAAAGCACCGUUGCUGUACUUAGUUGAGAUGGAUUUUUGUUUCUGCUUGCUAAAGUAUAUUAAAUGUUGCUUUUGGGGAUAAAUUGUGUAAAAUGCAGCCUAAAUGUGUGUUUGGAAAAGUGAUUUAGAGUUUAGAAUUACUGUUUCAUUUUUUUUUUCCUGUAAGACUGGUGGAUAAUUGAAGAUAAUAAUAAUGAUAAUAAUAAUAAUAAACAACUUUAAUUAAUAAAGCGCCUUUAAAAGCAGCUUCUCAAAGUGCUGUACACAAAAUAAGCAGUACACAGAAAAAUAAAACAUAAAAGUUAAUAAGAACAACAGUGUUAAUAAUAAUACUACUAAUAAUACUACUAAUAUUAAUAAAAGAAGAUAUCAGAAGUCAAAUGCAAGUUUAAAAAACUGUGUCUUAAGUAGAGCUUUAAAAAUGCCAAAAGUCUGAGCUGCCCUGAGUUCAGGUGGAAGAGAGUUCCAAAGUGAAGGAGCAUACACAGAAAAAGCCCUGUCACCCAUAGAUUUUAGGCGGGUUUGUAGAACAGUUAACAAAUUGCACCGUGAGGAGCGCAGUCUGCGAUUUGGGGUGUAAGGGAUUAAUAAACCAGAUAAGUAAUGCGGAGCCAAGCCAUGUAGUGCCUUGUAUGUCAACAUCAUAAUCUUAAAAUCGACACGGAACCUGACCGAGAGCCAGUGUAAGGACUCCAAAACAGGAGUAACAUGUUUACAUUUCCUGGUACUUGUCAGGAUCCUGGCGGCAGAGUUUUGAACAUAUUGCAAUUUGUUGAUUGUGGAUAUAGAAACUCCGGCUAAAACGGCGUUGCAGUAAUCCAGCUGAGUAACAACAAAUGAGUUUCAGUUUUUCAGCUACAGACAAGUUUAGCAUUGGGCGCAGUCUAGCUAUAUUUCUGAGGUGAAAAAAGGAUGCCUUCAUAGUGCUCUGAACAAAAGAAUCAAAUGUGAG